Acanthisitta chloris (rifleman) is the source of this 2572-nucleotide messenger RNA. It is a transcript of the gene ZDHHC14, whose product is annotated as zinc finger, DHHC-type containing 14. The record is from RefSeq and is a predicted model, not a curated record. Lineage: Eukaryota; Metazoa; Chordata; Aves; Passeriformes; Acanthisittidae. Gene Ontology annotation, cellular component: Golgi apparatus; endoplasmic reticulum. Bases 254 to 1729 code for a protein of 491 amino acids. Gene Ontology annotation, molecular function: protein-cysteine S-palmitoyltransferase activity. The transcript is spliced from 9 exons. Gene Ontology annotation, biological process: protein targeting to membrane; peptidyl-L-cysteine S-palmitoylation.
GUUUUGUAACUGGUGGAGGAAGGAAGGAUCCCUCUCCAGCGUUUCUGAUGUGACAGCUUUGGUUUCUGAGGAGUUAACUGGUGUUUGCAUGAUACACCUAUUGCUAGUCUGGUAGCAGACUUUUCAUUGCUUUAUUUGCUUUUUUUAUUAACUGGGGCUGGAGGAGAGGGUUAUCUUGGCCAGAAGAAUAUUUGCACAUAUAUAUAUUGUAUAUAUUUUUGGUGGGGUUCUCCCCACAUUUUAUUCUCUCUUGAUGACUCCUGGAGGUGGUAGUGGGCCCAUGAAAGACUGUGAAUACAGUCAGAUCAGCACACACAGCUCUUCGUCUCCCAUGGAGUCUCCCCAUAAGAAAAAGAAAUCAGUUCCUAAGAGAAAAUGGGAGGUUUUUCCUGGAAGAAACAAGUUCUUCUGCAAUGGGAGGAUCAUGAUGGCUCGACAGACUGGAGUCUUCUACCUGACUCUUGUUCUCAUCUUGGUCACCAGUGGACUCUUCUUUGCAUUUGAUUGUCCGUAUUUGUCAGAGAAGAUUACACCUGCUAUACCUGCAAUUGGUGGGAUCCUUUUCUUUUUCGUGAUGGGGACCCUGCUGCGCACUAGUUUCAGUGAUCCUGGUGUCCUCCCCCGCGCAACACCAGAUGAAGCAGCAGAUCUAGAGAGACAAAUAGAUAUAGCAAAUGGGUCCAGUUCAGGAGGAUAUCGCCCCCCUCCCAGAACAAAAGAAGUGAUCAUCAAUGGACAGACAGUGAAACUAAAAUAUUGUUUUACUUGCAAGAUUUUCCGCCCACCUCGUGCCUCACAUUGCAGCCUUUGUGAUAACUGCGUAGAACGGUUUGAUCACCACUGUCCCUGGGUAGGCAACUGUGUGGGGAAAAGAAACUACAGAUUUUUUUAUAUGUUUAUUUUAUCUCUGUCCUUUCUGACAGUCUUUAUAUUUGCAUUCGUUAUCACCCACGUCAUCCUUCGUUCUCAACAAACAGGGUUCCUCAAUGCCCUGAAGGACAGUCCUGCAAGUGUGCUGGAGGCUGUGGUGUGUUUUUUCUCAGUAUGGUCCAUUGUUGGCCUCUCAGGUUUUCAUACAUAUUUGAUCAGCUCCAAUCAAACAACAAAUGAAGAUAUUAAAGGAUCAUGGUCAAAUAAAAGAGGUAAAGAAAACUAUAAUCCAUACAGUUAUGGCAACAUCUUUACUAAUUGCUGUGCAGCACUCUGUGGGCCCCUCUCUCCAAGCUUAAUUGACAGAAGAGGAUUUAUACAACCAGAUACACCACAAUUAGCAGGACCAUCAAAUGGCAUUACUAUGUACGGGGCCACACAAUCUCAGAGCAACAUGUGUGACCAAGAUCAGUGCAUUCAGAGCACUAAAUUCGUUUUGCAGGCUGCUGCCACCCCCCUACUACAGAGUGAGCCAAGCAUAACUAGUGAAGAGCUAACUUUACCAGGAAAGACUUCUAUCAGUGGGCCUUGUGCAACUCUAACUCUAGGGCAACCAACACCACCAUCUUCUAUGCCAAAUCUCACAUCAGAUUCAGGUUUGACAGACAUCAUACCAUUAAAAGAGGAACACGACGGUCAUCAGUUUCUCACUCCUGAAGAAGCUCCAUCACCCCCUGGGAUGCUGCCAAGUGGAAGUCCUAUCACACACAGCCAUACAAUGCAUGUCCUGAGUCUUGCCAGCCAGGAUUCAUUGCAUGAAGACUCAGUACGUGGUCUCGUUAAGCUUAGCUCAGUUUGAACAGCUUUUUGAACACUGCACCAUUUCUUGGUGCCUAUACAGAUCUCCACUUAGCAGGAAAAAAAACUUCGUAACAUGCCUAUAAUGGAAACUUUACCACGUAAUGGAGUCUACUAAAAAGGCAAGUUAUUUUUUCAGUGGAGCUAUGGCAUUUUUUUGACCAGGUUGUUAAUGGUUGUGCUUUGAUGGUGACUGCAUUUUAUUUUUAAAUAAAACCAGAAAAGGUCAAUAAUCUUAUUUCCUGAGGCUUGGGUACAGCAAGUUGGAAGUCAGCCUGUAACAAACACCAUGUACAGUACAAAAGAGAAAGAUUCUUGGAUGUAAGUGUCAUGCUCUGUGUUCUAUGCUCUUGUAAUACACACUUGUUAAGGCUUACCACAAUUGUGGCCAGAAUGAUCUGCACUUACAUGUUAUGCUACCAAUAUUUGAGAUGAUAGAAAAUUACCAUUCCAUUUGUUAAUACAAAAAACAAAGACUGCAGAUGUGGAUUUGCAUGCCACUCUACAGUAUGUGUUACAGUGGUGUUGGUAUUAAGAGAAAGUGCUGCUUUUUUAUUUGUGACUUUCAAAGUGCUGUUUCAUUUAAAGACAGUACAACAAAUUAAUGGACUAUAUUAUUUUUUCAAUUUAUAAAAGUUUAUUUAAAAUUAAUCAGUGGUGCCUAGAAGAUGAAGAAUUACUGAUUUGAUCAUGUUGCAUAUCAUUUAACCUUCUGUUUAAGUGUUUAGAGUGAGGUAUUGUGUUGUGCCAUACCACAAGAUUCUUCCACUCCCUAAUGUGAUACAAUUACCUGUGGACCUCCAAUAAAAUGACAUCCUCUAUUUCCUGGACAUGUGUACGGUUA